Molecule: messenger RNA, 999 nt
Organism: Psilocybe cubensis
Lineage: Eukaryota; Fungi; Basidiomycota; Agaricomycetes; Agaricales; Agrocybaceae
Exons: 1
Coding region: 1-999 (332 amino acids)
Source: RefSeq, a predicted model, not a curated record
AUGCCCAAGGGACCCAGGAAAGGCCCCAACAGCAGUCAAUUCCGCAUAAAUGGCCGCUUUGCAAAGCCUAGCAAACCUACCAUCCCCUCCAACUCGGAACCUGAGGUCAACGAAAUCACUUCUUACCUUAACAACCUUACCAUAACCAAAUAUUCCAACAUGACUGCGCCCAACAAUCAAGAGUCUGCCAGUAGCACGGAAGAAAGGCUUACCCAGCUCCUCCAAACAGUAAACGCACUUGCGAGCCAAGUGCAGCUACUCUCCGCUUCUAGGACUAUGGCUCAGCCCCAAGCAAACACGCUGCCACCUCCGGAACCACAGCAUAGCACGGGGUUUGUUCUGCCUAUUCCUAACACACUAGAUGCAUCUCCGUCUCUCCGCUCCACCUUUCCGGAAAUCGAGGCGGCCCACAUCACCGCAAUCAUUAUCCACACCUUUCAACAAUACGACCUCCACAAGCUGGACUCCAAGUACUGUGAAAAAAUGGCCGAGCCGGCUUACACAUUCAACGCCUCAACCAUGCAGUUUGAGGCUAGUAACAAAGCCGCACACAAGUACAAGAUGGUCAACUCGCUGCUCACCCCCCUUAUAAUCUACUUUGAUGUUCUCAUAGCUCACCUAUUUGCUGCGUCUCCACGCGUGAAUGUGUCCCACUUUUUCUUCAAGUUCAUAAAUCACUUUCACAAGUUGACCACGGAGUAUGAUUGGCCUGCAGUCCUGGAAUACACCAUGGCAUUCAUAGCCCGCCAAUGUGCAGACAUGGCUGACCACGGUAAUUAUACAAAGUGGGGACUUCCGAAUAAGGAGUUACAACUACAACACCUAUUCGGACAUUGUUGUGCACCAGGCAAUAAGACAGGCACCCUAAGAGCCACUGGAAUUAAGAAGGAUAAUGGUAGCACCGUAUGCCAAAACUUCAAUCUUGGCACCUGUACCCAGACACCAUGCCCCUAUGGGAGAAUCCAUGCGAAGGGAAGUGGCUCAGACAAAACCAACUAG